UUCAGUCGAAGUCUAACAACGAAUAUAUUCAUAACGAUCACGGUUGGCGCAGAGCUUUCCUGCUAAUUAACUUUUCGCACUAUUUACAUACAUAUGUGCAUACAAGUCAAGUGUUCAAACAAGUGCUGUGUAAAUUAAAUUAAUUUGAAGAAACGAAUUGCUUUGUGUUCUUCAUUUGCUGGCAUUUUUCGAGUUUUUUUAACGCUAAAGUUUUUUUUCUGCCGAUCAAAAUGUCUUACGAUAAUAAGGGUAAUCCACCACCAUACUCCGCUCCCCCACCCGGAUUUCAACCGGCCGCAUACUAUCAACCGCCGCCACCACAACCGAUGCCACCACCACCACAACCACAAACAUCCACGGUGAUCAUUACGACCACAAGGCCGACCGUGAUUCCGCUGAGUGAGGAUCCAACGCGCAUCACUUGUCCCUCAUGCCACGCGGAUAUUCUGACGACCGUGAAAUAUCAGCCGAAUAGCUGCACUCACAUUUGGGCUUUGGUCUUGUGCUUAUUCAUUUGCUGGCCUUGCGUUUGUGUGCCCUAUUGCAUGAACUCCUGCCAGAAUGCAAAUCACUAUUGUCCAAAUUGUAAUGCAUUCAUUGGCAGCUAUAGAAACUAAUUUCAAUAAAUCAAAAUAAAAAGUGAAGAAAAAGUCAAACACACACAUACAUACCUUAUUUACAACAACCAAAGUGGCAAGAGAAAGACGAAAACAUUCAAAAGUGUUUGGAUAGAGCUGAAUGAAGCAUAGGUUACUUGGAUUGGAGCCGAAAUUUUAAAUACUGGGCAAUUAUAAGGACGAAUUAUCGAAAAAGCAGAUAUUCACAUACUUAUAUAUUGAAUAAAUACUUUUUGUUAUAAACAGGACGCAAUGUCCCAUAUUUGAAGUAAAAAUUCGACAUAUUCUAUGCUUCUUUCCUCCACGUAUGCUACAGUUACUUAUUUGUAUAAUACAAUGUAAAAACUUUGUACUUUAUAAAAUUAAAAAAAUUACUUUGGUAGCUAUAAUAAAUAUAUAUAUGUAAAUGCAUUUAAUGGUAAAUAUAUAAUAUAUAUGUGAUAAAAGA
This is a messenger RNA of Anastrepha ludens (Mexican fruit fly), 1065 nucleotides long. Its product is annotated as lipopolysaccharide-induced tumor necrosis factor-alpha factor homolog. Gene Ontology annotation, molecular function: zinc ion binding. Lineage: Eukaryota; Metazoa; Arthropoda; Insecta; Diptera; Tephritidae. The transcript has 2 exons. The record is from RefSeq and is a predicted model, not a curated record. Bases 231 to 617 code for a protein of 128 amino acids.